UUGCUACUGGCCGCCCAAGUAGAUACGCUUCUCGUCUCUCUGUUUUCAUUCAAUUUGUUUGUUUUUUCGGAGAAUUUGUUAUCUUUAUGCAUUUGUUUUCCAUGCGGGAAUAUGCUGUUAGAAAAAAAAAUGCAUUGGAUUUACACUCUCCUUGCGUCUCCAAUGGCGUAAGGGAGAUGCAUCUGAUGCAGAAAUCGAACAUAGGUUGGCUUACCAGCCCAUUGCAUUUUUGUUUUGCUCUGGUGUCAAAUGGACCUUCCCAUAUUCAAUUGCCAAACCUUUUUUUUCUUUGAAUAUUGGAUUCGAUUGUGCGAUAUAUGAUAUAUUCACUGCUGUUUUCUGCUAAAACUGUUCUCUUUUCUGUAAAAACAGUUUUUAACUGGUUAAUUUGAUGUUAUUCAAUCGGUAGAAGGCAAAUGACGAGUAAUCUUAUCCUACACACUGAAAUUUGAUGUAGAUCAAAACUCCGCUUAUUAUCUGAUGCCUUGAUUAAGUCGUUAUUUUUCUUUUUUCCUUUUUUUUUUCUUUCUCAUUUUAUGAUUAAAUUUUUGUUUUGUUUUUUUUUUUUUUUAAUUUAGUUAUUAGUUAUGUUCUUGGCCAUUUGAUAUUGGCUUGAAAGUAUUUCUCAGUGAUGAGAAAAAGCAGACGGGCGGUCAGAACCUGAUGCCGUGUUGAAUGUCUGCACUCUUCCUAUAUGGAAAUGCUCUGAGGGACUUGUAUUUUUAGUUUGUGUUUGUUACUUUUAUCUCACAUAUGAGUCCAUUUUUAAUUAAGUUUUGGGUUCACUUCACCGAAAUUCAAUGAUGAACUUGCUAAAUUAUGUCUGGACAUAUGAAUUUGUCUCUGAUUAUAAGCAAAUUCUGAGCUGAUUCACGAUCUGUAUCAAUAAACAUUUUGAAGUGAAUGGAUUUUGCAGUGUUUAAUAAUGAAUUAAUAUGUAAGAACAUGUGAUCCCUAUGGAAAACUCAGGACCAGAAGUUUCAAGAAUGCUGGACUGCUGGAGUUGUUGCAACUAAGGGUUUCUUGAGCUGAUAACUACACGGAUGACUUGUGACCAUUCAUCAACAUAAUGGAUCAAAUAUGAAAUAGAUGUUACAACAGGAAACCUUCUUAGUACACAAAUUUGAGCCCAGUUGUAUAUCAAGAUUUUACUGUGUCCAUCUUGCUCUAAUUCUUGUACUGUAUUCUUAGAUUAACUGUAUACAAUAUACUUGUGAUGGUGAUGUUUGGUACCAUCAAUUUCUUCUACUGGAGUUGAAUGAUAGAAAGUUACAUUCUUUUCACGUGAUCUGCCAAUAAAUGACCAUCUCUCAAUUCAGAAUAGAUUGUCAUGUGAUCUGUCGGUGUGCCUUCUCCAUUAUUGUGAAUUUAUGGCUUUAUUAUAUGGUGAAUUAAAUAGUGACACUGCAAGUUUGUAACUCCCUAAAAUGUUCUAGAAAAUCUUCUUUUUACUUGAACAGUAUCAACUAUCAAGUCCCUUUGUUUUUAGAUUAUGAAUGAAACAGCAUUUGAUGUCUUUUUUGAUAUUGUGCUUCAGAUAUGAUAAAAAAGGUGUCUUUCUAUCAAUUGUUUUGUUCUUGUUGCUGUUGUGUUUGUAUAAGCCUAAAGCCUGAAGUUUCCCCAUGUAAAAGGGAUCCUUGAAUGUAUUAGCAGUGGUCCCGAGGCAACUACAUCGUCGGUGUAUGAGCGGUAGUAAAUCUCUUAUACAUCAACCCUUUCACCUCCAAAUAAUUUUGAGCAGGCAACUUAGGACACUGUACUUUGAUUGUUGUAUGAAGAGAUGAGAGACGAAGAGGCGCAAGUAAAGACUAAUGGUGUUCAGAAGAAAGAAGGCUUCAAAUACAAGCUAUGGGUAUUGGCUGCAAUUCUUCUGCUAGCUGGUUGGACCAUGUUCACUGGCUCCAUCACUCUCAGCCUGAACUGGAAACAUCUUUCUGCAAAACCUCACUCUCCUGCCAUCCAUGAGGAUCUUGAUCUCUUGGAAGUGGAGGAAAGAGAGAAGGUGGUGAGGCAUAUGUGGGAUGUCUACACAGAGAGUAGAACUGCAAGAUUGCCAAAGUUCUGGCAAGAAGCGUUUGAGGCGGCGUAUGAGGAUAUGAUGAGCGAUUCCUCUGCUGUCCGGGAUGCUGCAGUGACUGAGAUUGCCAAGAUGUCUCUUCACUCCAAAGCCAAACCAGAAUCCCCUCCCAUCCAAUCCAAUUCCAGAGAAUUGGAGAGUGGAACUGGCAAGAAGAAAGGUAAUUAGCUGCAGAACAGGGAUAGCCAGUCCGGAAGCUGCACCAUCUCUAGAGUCAUAGAAUUAUACGAACAAUAAAGUGCAAUAUUGACAAAAGGAUUCUUGUUGUAAUGAUGAUUGUAAUACAUACUUCCAUUUCAUGUAAUAAAGUUCAAUUAGCGUUUGUUUUUCAAA
Messenger RNA from Ipomoea nil (Japanese morning glory), 2410 nucleotides. RefSeq lists its product as uncharacterized. The record is from RefSeq and is a predicted model, not a curated record. The transcript has 3 exons. NCBI's taxonomy places the organism in Eukaryota, Viridiplantae, Streptophyta, Magnoliopsida, Solanales, Convolvulaceae. The coding region runs from base 1781 to 2245 and encodes 154 amino acids.